AUGACGCGCCCCGGACUCGUCAGAGCUGACACGAUCGAUCUCCAAAACCAAGACGCCCCUACCACCCAAGAUCACCACUCGACCUCGUUGCAACCAUCAGACGUCGGCAAACAUCAGGCCUCCGAGAUCCGCCAUGUCCGCCAAGAGAGACACGAAGAAGAGGAGCAUCUGCAAGAUGCCUGGGGUCGCGCUCACCAAGAUCAACAAGUCAAUGAGUUGGCUGACGACCAACUACAAGCCCACAAUCAUGAGAACGCCGACUCGCCCGACGACGAUGACUUGGACGACGACAUGCUGGACGAUCGAAUCUCCAGCUCUCCCUCUAUCGACGAUGAAGACAUCGAUUUCGACUUCGUCUAUGCCCUGCAUACCUUCGUGGCCACGGUAGAAGGUCAGGCCAAUGCUGGCAAGGGUGAUACUAUGGUACUUCUUGACGACAGCAACAGCUACUGGUGGCUUGUUAGAAUUGUAAAGGACAACAGCAUUGGUUAUCUCCCAGCCGAGCACAUUGAGACUCCGACAGAACGCCUGGCGCGUCUGAACAAGCAUAGAAAUGUUGAUCUGUCUGCUGCAAUGCUUGGAGACACUGCCGGGGAUUCCAAAAACCCGUUGAAGAAGGCUAUGAAAAGACGCAAGGCAAAGACGGUACAAUUUACCGCUCCAACGUUUGUCGAGGCAUCCGACUAUGACUACUCAUCCGACGAAGAGGACGGCUUGAUGCCUGAACCUCUGUACGGUAACGGCAACCAACAGGACCAGCACGAGGACUCCAAGUCUACAGAAGACAAAUCAUCUUCAGGUGCAGAUAUCUCUACAACAGUUGUUGAGGCUGCACGAGCAGAAUCUCCUGAUCUGGCCAGCCCCGCCAAGGAUAUCAAGGCUCCCGUUGAAGAACCGCUGAGUAGUCCCACCCUGGUUGACAAAACAGAAGCAGCACCGCUCAAAUCGUCCAGAAAAGGCACACCUCGGAACGCCGAUUCCUACCUCAAAGAUGAUGGGGCAGAACCGCUCAAGAUCUCUCUCACACCUAAUCUGCUGCGGGAUAACAGCAACGGAAGUCGCUCGCUUGAGAGUAAUGGCUCUAGUAUGGAUGGCCUGGAGAAGACAGCCUCCCCGCCAGACAAGUCAAAGGAUGACAAGAAAAAGAAGGAAAAGAAGCCAGGCAUGCUGAGCGGUCUAUUCAAGAGCAAGAAGAAGGAUAAGCGGAACAAGAAUUCGGUCGACGAGGACAGCGACAUGGAGAAGCUGUCGAGUGAGCUCGCCAGGCAGUCCACAUCGUCCGACUCCAACAAGAGCUCACCCGUCGAACGCUCUACCCAGUUCUCGCCCGCGGAUUCCAAGUCUAGAGGCAAGCUACAGAAGCCGCAAGUUGGAGCAGCCCCCGUCGCUGCUAUCGCUCCGCAAGCCACUACCCCGGCACCUGCGCCGGCACCCGCGCCGGCGCCCGCUCCUGCUCCGGUGGCUGCUCCUGCUCCUCUCAACCCGACAUCUGUCGCAUCCACUCCACAACAUCAAAGAGACGAGCAACCACCAUUAAGCUUUGUUGCUGAACUUGAGGGUUCGACUGUCGAGGCACCUGUACAACGCAACGUCGAAGUGCGCCAGCCAGAGCAAAGAUCCACGAGCGAGACCUUGCUUGGAUCGCACACACUGUCAUCGAUCACGAACAAGAUGCGACACUCGGAUUCGCAGGAUAGCAUCAAGCCAAAGAAGGUGAAAAAGGCCAAGGCUCGCGUGGAACUCGACGAUUUCGACGAGAUCACUGACGAAGAGGACCACAAGGAGAAUGGAGUAAAGGAAUUCGAGGAUGGCCCGAGUGAUGCAUUCAUGCAUGGCACCGAGAUGGUGCACAUUCCCGUCAAUCUUGGAGACGACUCUACUUCGCCAGAUGACCACGAUACGAAUGAGGAAAGAGGUGAAGAAAGCUCAGAGCGGACCAGUUCCCCGAGCAUGGUCGGCACACCCGAUGCACCUCUGGAUGGCCUACGUGAAACCGAAAAACAUACCCAAAGUAUUUCAGACACGGCAGACGACGACCAAACGCCGCUGGCAUCAAAACGCCAGUCAACGGUGGUCAGUGGAGCCUCGACACCUCAGCAACCGCCAGCCAACCCACCUUUCCGACGAGCACCGUCUCCUCCCCAAAGAGCGAGCUCGGCGACUCCAUCCAAUGGUUCUUCGGCAAGGUUGUCUCCAUCUCCCGCAUCUACACGCAGUCCUGCAUCGACUGCAGGUACGCUGAACACGUGGUCUGACGCAAGCCUUCGGGCAUGGCUCGACGGAGCCGAGAAUGAUGUACGUGACAUGCUUGUCAUCAUCCACGAUAAAAGUUCGGUGGUGCCGGUUGCACGAGAUCACCCACUCAUGGCGGGUCUCUUUGACAACGAGAGCCGCAGGCUAGCGGGUUUGCAGGACGAACUCGAUGGCCUGCUCGGCAGUUGGCUUGCUCGCAAGAAGAGCGUGAGAGAGAUGGCUGCCACUUGA
Molecule: messenger RNA, 2484 nt
Organism: Aureobasidium namibiae CBS 147.97
Lineage: Eukaryota; Fungi; Ascomycota; Dothideomycetes; Dothideales; Saccotheciaceae
Exons: 6
Coding region: 1-2484 (827 amino acids)
Biological process (GO): establishment or maintenance of actin cytoskeleton polarity
Cellular component (GO): microtubule cytoskeleton; cell tip
Molecular function (GO): protein binding
Source: RefSeq, a predicted model, not a curated record